Molecule: messenger RNA, 2706 nt
Organism: Trypanosoma theileri
Lineage: Eukaryota; Euglenozoa; Kinetoplastea; Trypanosomatida; Trypanosomatidae
Exons: 1
Coding region: 1-2706 (901 amino acids)
Molecular function (GO): protein binding
Source: RefSeq, a predicted model, not a curated record
AUGUCGGUUGUUCUAGAAAAUAUACCGAAUGAUAACUACGAGCCCUCAGAAAUGGAGUUGAUGGAGUAUGGCAAGUGGCUUGGUAUGGAACUUCCUGCGGACAAACCUUUUCUUUGGAUAGCCAGGGAGGGCUUAAAAGCUCCUCUCCCAGAGCAUUGGAAAGCCUGCCGUAGUGAAAAAGGAGAACUGUAUUACUUCAAUUUCAAAACAGGUGAGAGCAGUUGGGAUCAUCCUCUGGAUGAUCAAUUUAGGGAAUUACUACAGAGUGAAAAGAAAAAUCCGAGUCCUCGAAGCGUUGCUAACGGAGCUAAACCGAAACCGUUGCUAUCCAAGGUAGUUAAAGAAAGUUUCAUUGAUAAGACAAACUCCAAUGAGCAACCUAUAUCUUUACAAGGAGGUAACUCUAAAAUGCAGACACUAAAAACGCUCAAAUUGAAAAAGGAACUUCCAGGUGAUCUUAAGUUAGACAUUAAAACAGGAGCUGAGUCUGGUUCUGAUACAAGCCCGAGAGGAUUGGGGGUAUCAAGUCCCAAAGAAGAAAUGACGGAUAUGGGAUGUCGAAUAUCAAAACGAUCAACUGAAAGAUUAGCUUUAAAUAAAAAUGCUGAAUCUUUAGAUUCAGCAAAAAAUGCCUUUAUGGCAGAUUUGGAUGAUCAGUUGCAGCGUUUUCAAAGCGAAAAACUGAGGGAACAUCAGACUAACAAAGAUGAAUAUGAGGCAAAAUUGAAAGAGUCUUGGAAUCGCUCUCGAAAGCGUUUAGAAGAGGAAUACGAAAGAAAAUCUAAGGACCUAAAAGAUGACUUAGAUAAAAAAUUAUGUACAGAGAAAAAUAGAUUAGAAGAGGAUCAUGUUACGCAAAUUCAACAAUUAAGUGAUGAUUUUACUAGAAAGUUUGAGGAAGAAGGCAGGAAAAUUCGUCAACAUCUAAGUGAAGAGUACGAACGAGAAAAAAAAGAUAUUGAAGAACGAUUUCGUUUAGAAAUAGAGAAUCUACGAAAAAAUAAAAGCAAAGAAUUCCAAAAAUUACAAUUUUUAGAAAGUCAGAGUUUAGAUGUGAUGAAGAAUAGCACAGAGGAGUUAAAAGAGACUACAAGUAAUUUUAUUGACGCAUAUAAAAAGGCGCAUGAUGCAUUCGUUGCUGUUCUUGUUGAUACUAACUCAAACUACUCAAACUACAGUGUAAUAGCCCUUGCACAACUUACAGAGUCUGCCAAGGAAUCCUACCAAAAAGAAAUAAAUUCUAUUAGAGAUUGUUAUUACUCAGAUAUAGAAGAUAUAAGGCGCAAAUUUGCAGCAGAUUCGGCACUUUUACAAAAAGAAAAAGUAAAUUUGGCAAAAGAAAAAGCAGAACUCGAAGAGGAACGUAAGGAAUAUUUGAGAGAAAAGGCAAAAUUACUGGAAGAUAAACAAGCGAAGUUUUCUUUGUUACCUCAACCCCAACGGAAGGCAGAGGUUCAUCAUGAUUCAGAUCAGGUACAGGUUCUUGGAGAAAAAUGCCCUGAUACAACAUUUCAAACGAGAGAGCGAAAUGUUCAAGAUGAUAAUAAUGGGACAAGUCCUCGGUCAGAAAAAGAAGUGCUUGAAUCUGUUGUGGCCUUUAUGAAGGAGAACCACAAAAAAGAAUUAGAAGAAGUUAAAAAAGAUUUGAGAAAGCGUGCUGAAGAAGAAUUAAAGGCUGCUUUUGAUGAUAUGAUGCAAGAGCACCGUCACAUGCGUCUUGGGUCUGUAAAUGAGGGAAAAGAUGAGGCGCUCUCUCUUCAUGGAGUUGAAAAGGCACCGUCAGAGUUAAAAACAGAUGAUAAGGAGUAUGAAAGGUCUGCUACUGUUUCUCCUGAAAUAAUUAGAAGAGAUGAUCUCACAGCUCUUCUUACGGAGGCACUUCGUACAGUAUUUGCUGGUUCACCAUUUAUUAUUCCUUCACCAACAAACGGUGAUGCUAUUACAAGGAAAUCCUCUGCUUGUUCUGAAGCAAUUCCUAGUCCUCCAGUUUUUGAGACAAAGGAAGUUAAGUUAGAACGACGUGUAGAUACAUUUCCUGUUUCUUUCCAAGAGCAAAAAGCCCUUCUGGCAGGUGAACGAUAUCGAAUAGAGGAGGGAAAAAGGUUUGUAGAAAAUCAACGUAUGGGUUUGGAACAACGACGGUUUCAACUUAAAACGGCAAGACAUCAAUGGAAACAGGAUGUUAUAGCUGCUAAAAAAGAAGGAUUACGAUCUUCUUCUAGAGAAGGACAAUUACUUAACAAACUACGAAUUACAUUAGAAAAUCAAGCAAAGGGUCUAGAACAUGAUGAAGUUAUUCUUCGAGAUAGUGAAAGAUGGCUCCUCAUGAAAGAACAGAUGGUACAAGAAAUGGAACGACAAAUUAACGAAUUAGAGGGAGGAAAAGCACGUGAUACAUCCACUAACAGUUUGGAUACAGUGGCUCUUAUGACAAGCUUUUUUAAACCAACAACCAGAACAGCAGAUUGGUAUCCACAGGAGAAAGAACCCAUCCGGGAAGUUGUACACACAAGAACGCUGAGUCCAAUGUACGGCAAGACUCUGGAUAAAAUAGCGAGGCGUUUAGAGGAGGUUACUUCAAUGAUGAAUAUUCAAAAACGGAAACGAACUUUCUCCUUGCCUCAUGGCAUUAUAGAGCGACGCCGUUCUGGUCAAAAAACGACAAAGGGAGUGGAGUUUAUUCUCAAUGAGAAUCGGGAGUUUUAG